UCACGCUCGGCGAACGAACACGUCAGAAUUCUAAUGAGUUCCGAUUCCGAGUUGACAAAAAAUCCGAAUUCGCCUUUUUUUUUAUCUGAAAACGAAAGGAAGCGCUUGUGAGAAAAGAGAGAAAAAAAAACGUUCCUCGACUAUUCAAGUGGCGCGACGACGCGCUGAAAUUCUCGCAUAGCCAUUCCUCGGGACAGGCCGAAUCGAGAGUCGAGCCGAAUCGACUUCGGCCGAAUUGAGCCGAGCCUGGAUCGAAAAUCGCGCCGCAUACGCCGGCUACGCCGGCUUGAAACCGUUCCUUGAAAGAAACAUGUGGUCAGUUUCCAUCCGUCUUCGGCGCGUGCAGGAUUGUUGAUCGAGUCCGGGACUUGUUCCGUCGUCGUCCAUUCCGGUUUGCGUGUACAUUUCGAGAAAUCGGGUUUGUUCGGAGACAAACGACUCGUUCGUCUAUUCUGUUGUCACACUUCUGCCGAUUUUGAAGGAAACGUUUUCGAAAGCCUAAAACGGACCGUUUCGACCGUCCAUGAAUAUUCCUGUUAGAAAUAUCUCAAAAGGAUUGUCUUCGUAAACCGUGUUUGUGUGCGACAUCACGUCGCACUUGUUCGUCCUUCCUGCAGCAAUUCCCACGUAUGCCACGAUGAAGAGAUUUUCGUGACACGAGAUAAAAACGAAUUAUCUCGACGGAACACUAGGAUCGCUAGGAUCGAUCGAUCGCGAGCCGAAACGCGCGCGCCAAUUUCCAAAGAUACAUUAUAUUGUUCGAUGAGGUGCUGAAACAACUCCCUCGCGAGUUGUUGAAGAGGUUUUAACAAAAAAAAAAUACACGGAGAGUCGCGCGAAAAAAUGGCGUACGACGAUGUUAUCCUUCGCAUGGGCGAGUUCGGUCACUACCAGCGCAGAGUCUACCUUCUGCUCUGUCUUCCACUGAUAUCUUGCGCCUUUCACAAACUAGCCGGCGUGUUCCUCGGCGCUAAAAUGAACAUGAGAUGUUUGCUUCCGCACGAAAACGCGGAAAACGCGACGUUCCAUCUGAGCCAGGAUGUAAUAAACGUGAGUUAUCCGUGGGAUCCCGAACUCAAAAACUGGUCCCAGUGUAUGAAACGUGAUCUACCUGAUUCCGUGAACGGCACGAUCGUUGGCGGUGGAAUCAGCCGUUGUCAGCAGUACGUGUACGACAGAAGCGUGUACAAGAGCACAACCACUUCUGAGUGGGACUUGGUCUGCGACAAAGCGUGGCUGAGAGCAACGGGGGACUCGUUGUUCAUGGUAGGAGUCAUGCUUGGCUCGAUAAUAUUCGGCGCUUUGUCUGAUAAAUACGGCCGUAGACCAAUUUUCUUCCUGUCUUUAGUCGUACAGCUGAUCGGCGGUUUACUAGUCGCUGUCGCGCCCGAGUUUAUUUCCUACGUUAUCUUCAGGCUAAUUGUCGGCUCCACCACCAGUGGCGUGUUCUUAGUAGCUUACGUCAUAGCUUUGGAGAUGGUAGGACCGAAGAAGCGAUUAGUUGCCGGAGUCGGUUGUCAAUUGUUCUUCACCACCGGGUACAUACUUACCGCCGGGUUCGCUUAUUUCAUUACCAACUGGAGAAUGCUGCAGAUCGCCCUCACGGUACCGAGCAUCGCGUUUCUACUUUACUGGUGGUUUAUUCCCGAAUCCGCGCGAUGGUUACUGACGAAGGGCCGUCAUCAGGAAGCGAAAGACUUGCUGCAACGCGCCUCGCUGGAGAACGGCGUGGAGAUGCCCGACGAAAUGUUGGAUACUUUGCUAAACAAUAACAGCGAGGAUAGCAAACCCGACAUGAGAAAGCCGUCGCUCUUCGAUCUGUUCCGCUAUCCGAACUUGAGGCGGAAAAGCAUCGUCCUGUUUUUCAACUGGCUCGUCAACAGCGGCAUGUACUACGGACUGUCCUGGCACGCGUCCAAUCUCGGCGGUAACGACUACGUUAAUUUUGUAAUUUCUGGAGUGGUGGAAAUACCGGCGUACACAUUUCUGAUCUUCACUCUGAAUCGUUGGGGCAGAAAAAUCAUUCUUUGCGGCUGCAUGAUGUUGUCCGGAUUGGCGUUGAUAGCCACGUUAUUUGUUCCUUCCGAUAUGUCGUGGCUAAUCGUAUGUUUAGCAAUGAUAGGAAAACUUGCUAUCACGUCUUCUUACGGUGCAAUUUAUGUGUUCACCGUUGAACAAUAUCCGACUGUCAUUCGAAACGUGGGACUGGGCGCGAGUUCCACCUUUGCUCGUAUCGGCGGAGUGAUCGCGCCGUAUGUAAAUCAUCUGUCGGAAAUAUGGAUGCCGCUACCGCUCGUCAUUUUCGGGUCUUGCGCCUUGUUCGGAGGAUUGAUGUCUCUUCUUCUUCCCGAGACGCUGAACAAAAAACUUCCCGAAACAAUUCAAGACGGCGAACUUUUCGGAAAAAAAUUAUCGAAGAAGAACAAGCAGCAGUUGGAUAUACAACUGAACGAUGUGGAGGUGAUAAAACCGUUGAAACUGCAGGAGAAGCAGAACGGCGUACACGAGAAGCAAAACGGAUGACAUUAAUUUAAGGAAUUUAACGUCGGUAUUACUUUCAAAAACAUGUACUCGAUUCUCGUCUGACCGUAUUUUAGAUGUCUGCCAACGUGCAGUUCAUUGAACGCCUGCAGUGAACAAUGGCGUAAACGCAAUGCUCAUCGGACCGAAUCCGAAAACUUAAUUAAGUAUCUAUACAUUAAUUAAUUAAUCUAUUUGUUUGCGAACUUUAAUCGCAAAAUCGCUAACUCGAGCGCUCUUGCUUAAAACAAAUUAAUAAUUGACGGCAAACUGUUGUGUUCUGAAUAAAAAAAAAAAUAAUUUUAGCGUCAUUCCGUCUAAGAAACGUACAUGUAUUUUAUGUUUUUAAAUUUUACAAAGUAAACCACGACAAGUAACGCGCUACAAUAGAGUAUAGAAUUUAUAAGGAUUCUCUGCCAACAAACAUAUCAUUAGUCAAACACGCAAAAGUUCUUUGUAAAGAAUCGCUAUAUUAAUUAUGUAUAUUGCAACUAUCAAUAUAAACAUUUUUUGCUAAUA
This is a messenger RNA of Pseudomyrmex gracilis, 3039 nucleotides long. It is a transcript of the gene Orct, whose product is annotated as organic cation transporter protein. The coding region runs from base 844 to 2523 and encodes 559 amino acids. The transcript has 10 exons. Gene Ontology annotation, cellular component: membrane. Lineage: Eukaryota; Metazoa; Arthropoda; Insecta; Hymenoptera; Formicidae. Gene Ontology annotation, biological process: transmembrane transport. Gene Ontology annotation, molecular function: transmembrane transporter activity. The record is from RefSeq and is a predicted model, not a curated record.